Nyctereutes procyonoides (raccoon dog) is the source of this 2041-nucleotide messenger RNA. Its product is annotated as gasdermin-C-like. The transcript is spliced from 12 exons. NCBI's taxonomy places the organism in Eukaryota, Metazoa, Chordata, Mammalia, Carnivora, Canidae. Gene Ontology annotation, molecular function: phosphatidylinositol-4,5-bisphosphate binding; phosphatidylinositol-4-phosphate binding; phosphatidylserine binding. The coding region runs from base 1 to 1464 and encodes 487 amino acids. Gene Ontology annotation, biological process: pyroptotic inflammatory response; defense response to bacterium. The record is from RefSeq and is a predicted model, not a curated record.
AUGCCCUCCCUCUUUGAGACUAUUAGCAAGAACUUGGUCAGAGAGCUUGGAGACAAAGACCUGAGGCCCAUGAGAUGCCUGUCGAAUGCCAACCAAUUCCGUCAGCUGGCAAUAUUACAGAAGAGGAAGAAGCGCUCACCCUUCUGGGAACAACCUGACAUUCCAGCCGAAUACACCCUCAUGGACCUCCUGGAGCCAAGUUCUUCAGUUCCCGAAACUGCUGUCAUGGGACCGUUUCUCUUCAGGGACACUGUGGUCCAGCAGGGACAGGUUUCUGCCAACGUGACCACUGGGCUAGAAAUGAAUGUGUCGGGGAAAGCUACUGUGUUCCAUGGAUCCUCCCUUCAGGUUCAGGCUGUUACAAUCCCACCCCAUAACUGGAAAGACCUUCAAAAGAGGAAAGUGCAAGAUCCAGAGCUGCUAUUUCUGGUGAAGUGCCGGGACAGACAGGAUAAUCUCUAUGUGGUGACAGACACCGUGGAACUGACCAACACUACUGUGCUUUAUGACAACAGAAGUGUGAAUGUUUGGGGAAGCUGCUUUCUCCCUUUUGAUACUUUCUUCAAGGGUCAAGGCCAGGGAGAGGGUCUAAAAGUGAGAGAGAAGACACUGAUUCUGCCACAGGGCACAGUGAUGGCCUACAAGAGGAAGCAGCUGGUUUUUAAGGAGAAUGGCUGGGAUAUUCUCAUCUCAGAUGACGACAAGGAGAAGACCUUUCCAGAAGAGAAACUGCGCUACCAGUCGAAAUCACUUCCAAGCACCAUCAACAGUGGUUUCAUCCGCCUAAGAGGUGAAUAUGUGUUUGCUGGAGGAAGAACACAGGAACCUUUUAGGCAAGAUUUCAAGCAACUACAUGAAGAGAUUUUCCAGGAAGUGGAGGCCCUGGACGAGCUCUCAAAGGACACUCAGGAUGCCAUAUUCCGUAAUAUCCUGAACACGCUUGGGAACCGAAAGGCUUUGCUGGAACUUAUGGACAAGCUGGAUGGGGACCCCUUUGAUCCUUUGGAUGGCUUUGGUGGCGAAAUCCUAAAUGAGACACAAGAGGACACAAGAAAUCUAUGGAUCCAGGGAAGAUCCUCCAUCAUUUACCUCCUCGAAGCCAUAAUAGUGCUGAGUGAUACCCAACACAAUCUGCUGGCCCAGUCCAUGAAGAAGAGGAUCCUCCUCCAGCAGCAGGAGCUGGGUGAAGGUCUGGCCAUCACCUAUGGCCUGCUGCAGGAGUGUGGCCUGAAUAUGGAGCUGAAUAGUCCCAGGUCAACCUGGGAUCUGGAAGUCAAGCAGCCCCUGUCUGCCCUGUAUGCGACCCUUUCCAUUCUGCAGCAGCUAGCAGGCAGUCAGAGAGGCCAGGCCCUACCAGUCUAUACUGGAAGUGUCCCUGAUGAGCUCAGAGGACUUAGGACCACAAUUUCUGCCACUCUAGGUCAGACACAGCCAGGAGUCAGUAGACUUGAGGGAAAGUUCUGAAAUCACAGAAAGAUCUGUACCUUGAUGAAGAUUCAUGCAUUUGUCAAAACUCAUCAAAUAGUAUCUAAAGAUGUGAGCAUUUCGCUGUAUAUAGCAAUGCUACUCCAAAACAAUGUAAACCAAUAUUAAACGCCAGUAACAAUAUGAAUUGUUUGGGGUGAGGUGUACUGAUAUCAGCAACUUACUUUGAAAUACAUCAUAAGGGACGCCUGGCUGGCUCAGUGGUUGAGCAUCUGCCUUUAGCUCAGGGCGUGAUCCUGGUGUCCUGGGAUCAAGUCCCACAUCAGGCUCCCCAGGGGGAGCCUGCUUCUCCCUCUGCCUAUGUCUCUGCCUGUCUCUAAUGAAUAAAUAAAUAAAAUCUUUUAAAAAAUGCAUCAUAAAAAAAUGCAUCAUAAAAUAAGGGGACUAAUGAAUGGAUAGAGAGACAGAUAUCAGAUUUUAAAAACAAGAGGUUUUCUUCUUUUUUUCAUUUAAAUUUAAUUAACAUAUAAUGUAGUAGUGGUUUCAGAAGUAGAAGUUAGUGAUUCAUCAGCUGCAUACAACAGCCAGUGCUCAUUACAUCCAAUACCCUUCUUAA